CUCCGCACACUCCGGAGGGCGGCCCGCCCCUGGGCCGGCGCUGGGGAGAGGAGCGGGAGGUAAUCGCCGCUUCCCGCGGGCUGGGCUGGCCCGGCCGAGCGGCACCAACCGCCCCGCGCUACGGGGCGCUCCCGCACCGCCUUGGCCCCUUUGGUGCCGCCAUUUUGCGCAGCGGUGGCGGGAGGCGCCGCUGGUGAGGUGGGAGCGACUCUGUCAGGUUCUCCGUCCUCAGCCCAGGGCCUGGCUGUGAGGGAGCCUCAGGGGCUCGCAGGAAGGCGAAGGAGCGCUGGGAGGUGGGGAUGCCCUCAGAUCCUUCAGGACACCUGCUCCACAGCUGGCAGUGAGCAGCUGCAGUUCGUUUGGGUCACUGCCCCGAGGGUUGUGACCUUCGCUUUGUCCCCAUGUAUAGAGCACUAAGAACAAGCCUGUUAACAACAUUAAGAAGGUGGGCCAUACUCUAGUUAUCCAGAUUAAGAGACUUCACAUUUGAUCUAAAAAUGUUCAACUCCGCAGAUGUGGUCUUUUCAUUGGAUAAUUUAUUUUAUGAAAGACCAGAUACAAGACAAAGGUACCCGGAAAAUAAAGAGCCCAAGAUUUGCUGGCUUGCACCUGCUCCAGCUAUUGCUGAAAUUCCAGCUGCAGAUGAGUUACAGAGGGAACUGGAAAAAAAUGCAGCCAGUACUCGUAUGGGAGGGAGAAAGCACCAGAAGUUUAUACAACAAUGUAAGAGUAACACUGAGGAAGUAAAUGAUAAAUCACCAGGCCCUCUUCAUGUUGGAAUAGCUUCUGAAAAAGAAGUGCUCCAAUUAAGCACAGGAGAAAGAGAGAAGAUUAGUUUUCCUCAUGAAAGUCUGAAAAUGGUUUCAUUGUUUCUCUCUUCUGACCAAGAAAAAUCUAAAAUAGGAACAGGGGUUUCUCAUCAACCUGGUGCAAAUUUUUCACAAAAUAAGCUAUUAAGUAAUUUUCCAGAAAACAGUGAUGAUGAGAGUGCCCAUUCAACAUUCAGAAGAAGCUUAUUUAAAGCAUCUCGUUAUAUGUACAAAAAUACAGAAUUUAAAGAUAGGUCUGUGGAGGUCAAAGAAAUUGAUACUUACUUAAAUACAAGUGAAAACAUGAAAGAAGUGAGAAAAGAAGAUUUAUGGAGAAAUAAUCAUAAUUCUCCAGUAACUAAAGCCUCAGAUUUUACUCUUCAUAGGGUAAAUAAUGGGGACAUUGCAUUUAAAAAUGGAAUUAAAAUGGAAUCAUUUUCUAAUGCUUCAGAGAUUCUGGAUAUAACAGGAACUACAGGAAGAAAAUUGGAAAGUUUGAGGGCUGUUACAGAAAUACCAACCCAAUUUAGAAGUAUUUUUAAGGAGUUCCCGUAUUUUAACUAUGCACAGUCUAAAGCUUUGGAUGAUCUUCUUUAUACAGACAGGAAUUUUGUGAUUUGUGCUCCAACUGGCUCUGGAAAAACUGUAAUGUUUGAGCUAGCUAUUACCAGAUUACUCAUGGAAGCCCCACUGCCUUGGAUAAAUAUUAAAGUUGUUUACAUGGCACCAAUAAAAGCUCUAUGCAGUCAGCGUUUCGAUGAUUGGAAAGAAAAAUUUGGACCUAUAGGACUCAGCUGCAAGGAGCUGACAGGAGAUACAGUGAUGGAUGAUUUAUUUGAAAUACAUCAUGCUGAUAUUAUUAUUACUACACCUGAAAAAUGGGAUAGCAUGACUAGAAGGUGGAGGGACAACUCUAUAGUCCAGCUUGUACGACUAUUUCUCAUUGAUGAAGUACAUGUUAUAAAGGAUGAAGGCCGUGGUGCAACAUUAGAAGUUGUAGUUAGUCGGAUGAAGACUGUUCAGUCUUCUCUUUGGCGUCUUUUAGAGAAUCAUGACACCGUUCCUCCCUUGAGAUUUGUAGCUGUUUCUGCAACAAUCCCAAACGCUGAAGAUAUUGCAGAAUGGCUUUCAGAUAGUAAGACGCCUGCUGUAUGUCUGAAAAUAGAUGAGGAUCAACGACCAGUGAAGCUACGUAAAAUUGUUCUUGGUUUUCCUUGCAGUGACAAUCAGACAGAAUUCAAAUUUGACUUAACUCUUAACUACAAGAUAGCGAGUAUUAUACAAACAUACUCGGAACAAAAACCAGCACUUGUGUUUUGUGCCACAAGAAAAGGAGUACAGCAGGCUGCUUCUGUUCUUGCAAAAGAUGCUAAGUUUCUACUGAGUAUAGAACAGAAACAAAGACUACAGAUGUCUGCAAAUUCAUUGAAAGAUGCCAAACUGAGAGAUCUUUUACUGUAUGGUGUCGCUUAUCAUCAUGCGGGUAUGGAGGUAUCUGACAGAAAAAUAAUUGAAGGAGCUUUUACUGUAGGAGACUUACCAGUACUUUUUACUACUAGCACCCUAGCAAUGGGAGUCAAUCUACCUGCACAUCUGGUGGUUAUAAAAUCCACGAUGCACUAUGUUGGAGGAGUGUUCCAAGAGUACAGUGAAACUGAUAUUCUGCAAAUGAUUGGGAGAGCAGGAAGGCCUCAAUUUGAUACUACAGCUACAGCAGUUAUUAUGACUCGUUGGAGUACAAGGGAAAAGUAUAUACAGAUGUUAAAUGGUGCUGACAUAAUAGAGAGCAGCUUGCACAGGCAUCUUGUUGAGCACUUAAAUGCAGAAAUAGUGCUACAUACCGUCACAGAUGUUACUGUAGCUUUGGAAUGGAUACGAUCAACAUUCUUGUAUAUUAGAGCCUUAAAAAAUCCAACUCAUUAUGGUUUUUCAUCUGGCUUGGAUAAAACUGGAAUUGAAGCAAAAUUACAAGAACUGUGUUUGAAGAACUUAAAUGAUUUAUCAUCUUUUGAUUUGAUCAGGAUGGAUGAAGCAAAUAAUUUCAAACCAACGGAGACUGGAAGAUUAAUGGCUUGGUAUUAUAUUGCGUUCGAUACAGUGAAACAAUUUUCCACAAUUAAGGGAACAGAGACUUUAAAGGAAUUGAUUACCAUGAUCUCCAAUUGCACAGAAUUUCUGGAUGUCAAGUUAAGAACAAAUGAAAAGAAAAUACUGAACACUUUGAAUAAAGACAAGGACAAAAUAACGAUCAGGUUUCCAAUGGAGGGGAAGAUAAAAACAAGAGAAAUGAAAAUAAACUGUCUUAUUCAGGCUCAGCUAGGAUGCAUUCCUAUUCAAGACUUUACUUUGACACAAGAUACUGGCAGAAUAUUUAGAAAUGGCUUAAGAGUUACUAGAUGGUUAUCUGACUUUCUGGCAUCAUGUAAGAACAACUUUACUGCUUUAUUAAACUCUUUGAUGUUAGCAAAGUGUUUCAGGUGCAAACUUUGGGAAAAUUCACUUCAUGUAUCUAAACAAUUGGAAAAAAUUGGUGUAUCACUGUCAAAUGCUAUGGUAAAUGCUGGGCUGACGACGUUUCAAAAAAUAGAAGACACAAAUCCAAGGGAACUUGAAUUGAUUUUAAACAGACAUCCUCCUUUUGGAAACCAGAUAAAAGAAUCUGUUUUGCACCUUCCAAAAUAUGAACUUGACAUUGAACAGCUUCCAAAAUACAGUGAUACAUUGGCUGAAAUCUUAGUAACCAUCAAAUUAACAAACUAUGAGCAGCUACAGACAAAGAGAACGGCGACAGACUUUCACUAUGUUACAUUGCUCAUAGGAGAUGCUGACAACCAAGUCAUUUUUAAUCAGAAAAUUAUGGAUUCUGUUCUGCUGAAAACUGGAAAUUGGAUGAAGAAAAUUGAAGUGAAAAGAGCUCAUAAAUCAGAGGACAUUAGUAUAAACUUAAUCAGUUCUGAUUAUGUUGGCUUUGAUAUACAGCAACUAUAUACAGCCUUUUACUUAACACCGAAAACAGUGGGAAGUAAGGAGUUUACACAUCAAAAACUGAAAGCUGAGUCUUCACAUGAUGUGUGUUGUGGCUCACCACAAAGUCUGCCAGCAGCAAAAGUAGAUACAGGAGGCAGAUCUAAACAAGAGACUAUUUACAAGAAAUAUGGAAACAGGGAAUGCAACCAUCGCUGUAAAAAUAAAGAUGCGUGUGGACAUGACUGCUGUAAAACUGGAGUACCUCCAAAGUCUGAGAUAAAUGGAGAUUCAAAGUUUUCUUUGUACCUAGCUGAUUUAAGGAGCAGAAACUCAAUUUCAUCUGUACCCCCAGUAAAACGUUUAAAGAUGCAGAUGUUAAAUCAAGCUCCAAAUGUGGAUCUCAAACAAUUUGGUUUUACUCCUAAACCUUCAUUGCCAGCAUUGCCAAGGUCUAGCAAUAAACAGUUGUCUUCAUCACCUUCAGUGGACCGGGUAGAUAAUGUUAAUAGCUUAGGAGUAUCUCAGAAACAACUGCAAUCCUGGAAUUAUGGAAAGACUAAUGUGUUGGAUGUGGACUUUGAACUGAGAGAUGAUGUUUGGGAUGAUAUUGAUGAUGAGAAAUUAGUAUUUGCUAGCAAUUUUGCCAAUAGAGAAUUAGAUAAGUGUGAACCACUUUGCCAAUAUCCAAGCAGCAAAGCCACAAAUGACAUUUCAAUAGAUUUAUGCACAUUAAAAGAUGAGACCAAUAUUCAGAACUCAGUCGUUUCUGUGGUUAAUAGCACAUCAAAAGCGAAUUUAUCUGUACAGAGUGGAAAUGCAGAUACGUUCAGUUUUCAAGAAAAAAAACACUCAAAUCUUUCGCAAGAGCUGAAAACUGUACAGUGUUCUUCGAUCUCAAAAAUAAACUCAGACUCUUCUAAAUUUACUAGGAAAGAGGAUUUUUUCAUUUUCACGAAGGAAUAUGAAAAAGAAGAGGAUCCCAGAUAUCUUCCUGAUGAUGAAAUCAGUGAUGUCAAGCCCUUUCUUGGAAUAUUUGAUGGCCUUUUGUAAAACUUAUAACGAAAUAUAUUGUAAGUGCUGGGGAAAAGAAGUUACAGUCGCUUUUACAGAGUGAAGCCUUCAAAUUCAGCUAAGAGAAUUUGAUUUCUGUUGUAUACCUAUUUACUAAUAGCUGGAUUGCUGCAUAGGCUAGAUAAUAGCAAAACUGAUGUCUGAUUUGUGGAAUUCUAGGUAUAUUAUCUUAUUUUGAAAAGUACUUAAGUAUUUGUCCUUGCUGUUUUCAGGAUUACAAAGAAAAAUAUUGGAAUAUGUCAAAGGAGAAUAGUUCUCAAUCUGAAGGUACUUUUAUAGAAAAAUUAAAAAUCACAUAAGGGAAAGCAAGCUGUUUAUUAUGUGCCCUGCUCACAAGGACUCUUUAAAUGAAUGAAAGAUUCUUUCUUCAGAAAUUUCUCAGUGCUCGUUUGGUUUUGUCUUUCAGUUUCUGUAAUGCUGAACUUUUUGUAGCAAUGAUUCUGUAAAAUAAUUAGAUUUACAAGUAAAACCAGUAGAAUGGUAAGUUAUUUUAGACUGUAUUGCUUUUUACAGUGUUAUCAACUUGUUAAUAAAAAAUGCAACUUCCUUCAAGCAAAUGUGUUUCCAGGCUCAGCAAACCAGUUGUGAAAUGUCUAUAAACAAUGUUCUAAAGUUGUGUUUGAUACCUGAGGUCAUAAAAUGGACAUUUAUGCAUCAUAGUACAAAUAGUACAUAGUACAUAGUACAAAUCUAGGCAACCAAGCAUUUGAUUUGGUUAUCCUCUUGUAGCUCUAAUGUUUGAACAGUAGACCAGGCAAGUUCAAUAGUUAGAAAAAUACAUUAUAUUGCCUAAAAUACAAGAGAAUGUUAAUUUUCACUGUUAAUUAUUCAAAAUGUGUGGAAUUAAAAUGUUCAAAUGGCCCGUGGAAUCUCAGUUGUCUGUUCUUGCAACAUUGUUUGUGGUGCAACCAAAUGCAACCGUGUUUUGCUGCACUACCUGUUUGUAUUUUUCUCAGCUAGUAACAUUUUACUUGACUCCAAGGCUUCCUGACACUUUUGACUCGCUUUCUGAUAUAACUCUUUCUCCAUACGAAAUGGCAUAGCAGAAGCAGCCUCGACACUCACUAAUCAAUAUGUUUUUGACUGUGUAUAUUCCAGCAGGCCCAAGCUUAUAACUCACUUUGCUGUACUUCAAAUCUUUUGUUGCACCUGGAAGUUACUGUUAGGUGUAUUUCCAUUUUUCUGUGAAAUACUUUGGUAUUUUAUAUAAUGUCUAGAAAGUAAUUGACAUUAUUGCCAUUUUUGCAUCAUUUUUUUAAUUGUCUAAAUAUAACCACUUGGUUUUAGUUAGUUUAUAGGAAUAGGUUUAUUUUUAGACUAUUUCUUCAAAGAAGAUUAUCCCUGCAGGCACGUAUUUUGUUUUCCUCUUAGUUUUCCUCAGUGCAUGAGUUUAGUAGUUAUUAUUGGGUUUCUUCACAAUUCAGGCCGGUUAAUUUUCUAUAUCAAUUCUUUUUCCUUUUGAUUUUUAAAAGGUUUUAAUUUCUAAUUUGAUCCAUAGUCAGAACACAGGAUAACAAAUGCAUUUCUGUACUUUCAAGGCUAUUCAGAGUACUUUGCAGAUGGUUUAUAAGAUCAUUUCCUAUCUCUGUUUUUCAUCCUUGGAAAAUUACAAAAUUGCACUAUUGCUGCUGACAGCAUUUCACAGAUUGCAGAACACAAAUCUUUCAAUACUGCAAUGUCUUGACAGUAAUAUUGAACCUCUGGUGCAAAAACAUUUUUCUAGUCAUAAGUGCUUUAUUUGACAUCGUUUUGCUUCAUUAUUUGUAUUAGCUCUAUGACUUUUUAAAGUCUAAAUCACUUUCAGAAAAAACAGUUUGGAAGUACUGAUAUGCUGAAGUGUUCUCACUCUCAGGAGAAGGAAUAACUCUUUAUAUGGUAGCAUUUGUUAUUGGUUCGUUUUCCAAAUCAUAAUAAUUGAAAGAUCAAAAGUGAUAACCAUAGUAGGUCUCUAUGGCAAUUAAUAAUUGCAGAUACACAGUGACUAUACUUCAAAACAAAUAUAAGCAGAAAGAGCAACCUGACUACAGAAUUAGAAAAACCUAGUCAAAUCCAAAUUAUUUUUAAAUUAAACUUUCAGACAGAGGUAACUCAAAAUUACUAUGCUGCUGUGUUUAACGCAGCAGUCCUUGUCAUGUACAUCCUAGUCACGUCCCACUUCCAUGUUGUGGUGAUUUAAGAAUGCAGAGGUUUACCUUCUGCCCAUCACCAUCUUCUGAUUUCCAUGGAAAUGGAAACUAUGGAACAUAGUCAGGAACUAUGGUAUUUCUCUACAGAUGCUUUAAAUGAAUGACCAGGGACCCAAAAUCCCAGGUCAUACCCAAAGAGGUAGGUAUAGACAUAGGUACAAUGAGCUGUGACUUCAGUCAUUUAACUGAAUCACCUCAGGUGAGAAACCCACUCCUGGACUCCCUGUGUAGCCCCUAGAAAGACGCAGACGCUGUCAGAUGGUUCAGACUGGGGGGGCUGGAUUGCUCUCUGGUGGACCCCCCCAAAUUACCUGUGAUGGAAGUGACCACACGCAGUUAGCAUGGGGAAGCUGGUGUGCUGUGAAUUCAGAGCCAAGCUCACUGAAUAUUGCCUUUCUUGUGCAUGAGAUGCCUGAGUUCGUUUAUCCACAUAAGGACUCAACUUUUCUAACUUGAAUCAUCAAUUUCUGUACAGCAAAAGGUGGCUGCACUCCACUGGUGGUGCUGCUGCAGCUUCCUUUCAGGUGCUGCCCGGAUGAUAAAACAGACUAAUUAAAUUCCACAGGGUUAACAUCAGACAAUUUCACUAAGCUAUUAUUAAUAGAUAAAAUACAGACUAAAAUGCAUGAAAAUAUUGUUAAAGUCUGAAACAAUCAUUGUUUUUAAUUCUGCAUAGGGUUGUAACAUUAGAUGAGUGGCUUGAAUUUGAAUCAUGGGAUUGUGUAAGUAAUUAUUUGGGCAUACAGCAGAAUGCCAAAGACUUUGGUCUGGAGAUGAUUCUAUAAAAUUUACAUUAUAAAAAUACUGUUUCCCGUAAUGGAAUAGUGAAAAAAAAUUCAGUGUGACAAGAAGUCAGAUUUUACUAUCUUACUUGUCUGAUUCUCCAUAAUAAAAUACAUGCUCAUACCUGCUUUUAAUUUAACUUCAACUUCCUUAUACGCUUCCUUGUGCUGUCACAUAUAUUGGUUUCAAAAUAUAAACUGAGGUCAGCUGUUUCUGUGCCUGAAGAAAAUGCAAUAUGCACUCAAAAUCCAUGAUCUUCAAAAAUUGUUAGCAGAAAAAUAAGUAUAGUGUUUAAGCAUGUUGCCAGACAUGUUUGUGUAUAAGGUAUGUUUGUAGCAUAUAGAAUACUGUAAAUCUAUUGUGUCAUUUUAAUUGUAUGCAGCAUGUCCCAUGAUCAUUUUAAUUAUGUAGACUUUAUUCAUGUAUUUGAAGACUUUAAUGAGUUAAACAUUACAGUAAUUGUUAAAGUAAUAACAGUUGUGACAAGUCAGGCUCGUUAUUUGGGUAUAUUUUUACUCAGAUACGUCUUCACAGAAUAGUUACAUGAGGUAUAAAGAUUGGUGCUAUUAAAGGCAGUCAGUGUAAUGAUAAAGAGUGAACAAAAGCCACCAUAUGGAACCAAUAUGCACCUGAAAAAUAGUUUAGUCAUUUUGUAAAGCACAAAUGAUACCUCUCCAAGGCAUUGUUAUGACAGAAUCAGUGGUAUCCCUUCUAAAAGGAAGGGUAUCUUGCAUUAUCUCUUUAUGUCACCCCUUCUGCUUUUUAUGUGGAAGCAAGAGAGCAGUAUCAUGUCAGUUGUUUUACUGACACAAUCUUUAAAUUAUAUCCAUUAAAUGAGAUCCAUGAAUGCCUGGGUUUUCUCUAGCUCCUUUGCUUAAUAAGGAAAUAGAAAAGGAGGUACUAGUUGCGGUAAAAUUCACUUCCUGCAGAGGACUAACACCACAUUGAUUUUAUUGAAGGCUUACACGAGAACAAACUGAGGCACGCAGAGUGUGCUGAUAGUUGGCAGUGAUGAAGUUCAGCCUGACUGAAAAAAAAUAAUCUAGAAAAAGGGCAGUGGUGUACUGUCUGCCACUGUUGGGCUGAGAUAAGGGCCACCCUGGCUGAACCAUGUUUCUAUAUUUGUUCUUUAAACCUGUAUGAGAUAAAACUGUAUCUGUCCAAGCCCUCAAGGAAUUUCUUCCUGUGUUUAACAUAUGCUGCAUGGAGCUAGCAUGUAAUGAUGAUACGGACUGUCCUUUUGAUUGAUGCUACAUGGCAAUUUCUACAUUUUAGAUAGUAGAGCAUAGGGAAAAAUGCAAAACAUC
Molecule: messenger RNA, 9123 nt
Organism: Columba livia (rock pigeon)
Lineage: Eukaryota; Metazoa; Chordata; Aves; Columbiformes; Columbidae
Gene: HFM1
Product: helicase for meiosis 1
Exons: 40
Coding region: 498-4826 (1442 amino acids)
Molecular function (GO): ATP binding; nucleic acid binding
Source: RefSeq, a predicted model, not a curated record